CUCAGUGUGUCAUGUCGUUAACGAGCGGUAUUUAAUUCCGGUUCUUAUUAAAUCAACCAAUUCCAAUAGAACAAGAUACAAAAACGUUACAGACUAAAGUCUAAAAACUGAAACAUCAUCUUCUAAACAACUAGUGUCUAUGUGUGUGUGCGUGUGUGUUUAGUGAUUCAUAUUUAGAAGAAAUCUCUUAAAAAUUGAUCAUGAGUUUGCCGUCGGGUGUGGAUAUGCAGAAUCUCAUGUCACAGCAUCCCGUUUUGGGUGCACUGCCGCCUGCAUUUUUUCUACGUGCUGCCUCCGAACGCUAUCAACGUACACCAAAAUGUGCUCGCUGUCGUAAUCAUGGCGUGGUGAGCGCUUUGAAGGGCCACAAACGUUAUUGCCGCUGGCGGGAUUGUGUUUGCGCCAAAUGUACUCUAAUUGCCGAACGUCAACGUGUUAUGGCUGCUCAGGUAGCCUUGCGACGUCAGCAGGCACAGGAGGAGAAUGAAGCCCGUGAAUUGGGUUUGCUUUAUACUUCGGUACCCGGUUCGGGUCAGCAACAGAAUGGAAGUGAUAGUGUCACACCAACACCUCUUAGUCCCAAUGGAAAUGUUAUCGGUGCUGGCCAGAAUGGUGUAUUCCAUGCUGGUAUACCAUCGCCACCCAGCGACGGCUUUGACAGCUCUUCCGCAGGCAAUCCCAGUCACCAUCAGUCCCAGCAGCAACAACAACAACAGCAGCAGCAACAGCACCAACAACAACAACACCAACAGCAACAACAACAGCAUCAUCAGCACCACCAGCCACAGCAACAGCAACCACAUCAGCAUUACAAUGGCAAUGAAUCCGACACGGAUGGACGCACAAGAUCCGAGCAUUUGAGCGUUGGCUUCUCACCCACACGCACGGAAUUGGACGAGAGUCCCGUUUCCAAACGCGGUGCAGCGUUAUCGAAUGAAACCGACCAGGAUACAGGUUCGGAGUCCGGCUCACCCAGCAGCCCAAGGCCCAAAGUGGCGGGACUUUUUAACUUAACCUCUAGUCUGUCGCCCGCCCGCACUGGACCGCCCAGUUCACCGGAAUCGGAUCUGGAUGUGGAUUCAGCGCCAGAUGAGGCCACGCCCGAGAAUCUAAGCCUUAAAAAGGAAGAUAGUCAAUCGCCACCAAACACACCCGCCGAAAAUCUGCAUCUGUUGCGCUCGUUUGGCAAUGGACAUGCCCAGGGCUUUAUGCCCUAUCAUCAUUCACAAUUUCUGGCCGCUGCUGCUGGCCUGCCCGCCCAUCAUCCGCCAACACAUUCCCCGCUGCAACAACAACAACAACAGCAGCAACAGCAUUUGGGCCAACAUCCUCAGGUUCAGCAGUCACAGCAACAACAACAACAACAGAGAUCCCCCAUCGAUGUCCUGAUGCGAGUGUUUCCCAAUCGACGACGCAGCGAUGUGGAACAAUUGAUGCAACGUUUUCGUGGCGAUGUCCUCCAGGCCAUGGAAUGUAUGUUAGCUGGCGAGGAUCUAGGUCAGACAUCACCCCAAGUUCCACCAUCACCGCCCUUUCCCAUGAAGUCGGCAUUUUCACCGCUUGUUCCGCCCGCUGUGUUUGGUUCGCCCACGCAUCGCCAUCAUCCCUUUAUGCAGGCCCAUGCCAAACGAUUUCUAUCCGCUCCCUACGCCGGCACGGGUUAUUUGCCCGGCGUACUAAGUGCCGCGGAUAUCGAACAAUCAGAAUCGAAUGGAGCCGGCGGCAUUGCCUUGGAUCGCAGCAGUAGCAAUGCGGGUGACUCUCAGGAUUGAGUGGAGGCCAAUUGUAAUAAUGCGGUCUUCAGGCCAUUCGAAUAGAUAAGGAAUCCACCCCUGUUACCCUUAAAUCUUCAUAUCCAUAUCGUCUUAGCCUAGAAAUGGAUUUCUUUUCCUAUUUUUUUUAGUGUUUAAGUCGCAUCAUACUUUCUCCUUCUCUCUCCCUGUCUCCGUUUCUCUCUUGCCUCUUCUAAUAUUAAGUCUAAUCUAUUAUUCUAGUUAUGCGUAAAUUGUAAAUUAUAUGUGUAUGUAUCUACAGCAUUUCUAGAUCAAGUAUUGUAUUAUAUGACACCAUCGCCCAAGCCCAGUUAAGAAUGAAUCUUAAGAUUUAGCU
Drosophila willistoni is the source of this 2109-nucleotide messenger RNA. It is a transcript of the gene dmrt99B, whose product is annotated as doublesex- and mab-3-related transcription factor A2. The record is from RefSeq and is a predicted model, not a curated record. Gene Ontology annotation, cellular component: nucleus. Gene Ontology annotation, molecular function: DNA-binding transcription factor activity, RNA polymerase II-specific; RNA polymerase II cis-regulatory region sequence-specific DNA binding. Lineage: Eukaryota; Metazoa; Arthropoda; Insecta; Diptera; Drosophilidae. The transcript is spliced from 4 exons. Gene Ontology annotation, biological process: regulation of transcription by RNA polymerase II; sex differentiation. Bases 201 to 1772 code for a protein of 523 amino acids.